Messenger RNA from Nicotiana tabacum (common tobacco), 384 nucleotides. The record is from RefSeq and is a predicted model, not a curated record. Lineage: Eukaryota; Viridiplantae; Streptophyta; Magnoliopsida; Solanales; Solanaceae.
GAGGGAUCAAUUUGAAUUUGACUAAAUUUCAUUUUAUUUUUCCUCUCAUUUUCAACUUUCCCAAUUCAUUUUUGGACCCUCUGGAUCUAACCCUUGUCUGAGAAAUUUUCAAGAUUUGAUUCUUUUUGUUCAUUUGGUAUUGUGAAUUGUAAUAUUUGUUUAAUUUGAUUGCUAUGGAUGAUAAUUUUCACAGGCAAGGGCUAGUGGCACAUGCUCCUCCUCCUGGUCACUUUUCACGGUUGGAAAACAGACGGGCUGAAGACGAUCUUUAUUUGAGAAAGAGAGUGAGGAUGAGAAGGUGGCUGUGCUGCACCUGUCAAGUAGAGGAGUCCUAUCCAUCAAAUGAAACCGAGCACCUUAAAAACCCUGCAACUCAUGCUGAUG